Messenger RNA from Tarenaya hassleriana, 339 nucleotides. RefSeq names its product ankyrin repeat-containing protein P1E11.10-like. The record is from RefSeq and is a predicted model, not a curated record. Lineage: Eukaryota; Viridiplantae; Streptophyta; Magnoliopsida; Brassicales; Cleomaceae. Gene Ontology annotation, molecular function: protein binding. Gene Ontology annotation, biological process: positive regulation of protein catabolic process; protein ubiquitination. The transcript has 3 exons. Bases 1 to 339 code for a protein of 112 amino acids.
AUGGCGGUUCCGAGGGGGGUGGCAAGAGGACAUCGAGUAUGGAGAGAGGAAGAUGGUGACGACUCCGACGACGAUCUCGACGUUCCGCCGCACCUCCACAACUUGGUCGCCGCCGUUCAGACACGCUCCGCCCUUGAUAAUUUGGACGGGGGUGUUGACGAACCACUUGAAGAUGGAGACACAGCUCUUCAUCUGGCUUGUCUCUAUGAUCACCUGCCUUGUGUUCAGCUUCUCCAGGAACGAGGGGAUAAUGUGGAGGUCAAGGAUGAAGAUGGAGCUAUACCUUUACAUGAUGCUGAUGGAAACUUAGAAUUUCCACCAAAUAAAGAACAGAAAUAG